Molecule: messenger RNA, 1771 nt
Organism: Rhipicephalus microplus (southern cattle tick)
Lineage: Eukaryota; Metazoa; Arthropoda; Arachnida; Ixodida; Ixodidae
Biological process (GO): regulation of canonical NF-kappaB signal transduction
Cellular component (GO): plasma membrane signaling receptor complex; cytoplasmic side of plasma membrane
Molecular function (GO): tumor necrosis factor receptor binding
Source: RefSeq, a predicted model, not a curated record
CGUCACCAACGCCUAAUCUCAAGAGUUGGCAUAGCAGCAAGACUGCACAGACCGCGGAGUUGGACCGGAGAGCUGUUUGAGUCAUCGUCGACGGUGCCCUCCAAAAUGGCGUCCCCGCCUGGACGGAGUACCGGCCGCUAUACGUACACGCUAAACGACUUCGGUCGCGACUUCGACCGAAGGCCGAUGGUGUUCCUCGAGCAGUUCCCGGCGUCCCGCCUCUGCAGCCUGUGUGGCGUGGUACCGGAACGGACGGCGUUGCUUCCUUGCAGAGACGUGGUAUGCCAAAGGUGCUACGACAAGUGCCAGAUCAUUGGCGGCUGUCCGCUACACCCCGCCAUUCGAAUCUACCCCAAUGACAUCGAGUGGAGGGUCAUGAAAGGGGCCGAGGUGUCCAAGAAAAAGGUCCUUUGCUGGAACGCGAAGAACGGCUGCCCCGUGGAGACGGAGGCUUGUAAGAUGGCCGAGCACUGCUACAGUGCGUGUGAGUAUUACAACGUCGUCUGCACGCGAUGCCGAAAGAAGGUUCUCCAUAAGGACGUCGUCCAGCACCUCAAAGACAGCUGCAGUUCCAACAUACUCAUACAGACUAGCGAGAACGUGCCGGACGACGGCCCAGGUGACAACGCGUACGGCAGCUUUGAAGAAGUCCGCGGCGGGGCGGGGCCGAGCGCUGGAAGCGAUGACGCCACGACGGAACUGCUGCGGUUAAACCGAAGAAUACUGAACGAGCUGCACUCCAUCCGGGAACAGCUCCCCGAAGAGCGCAAGUGCUGCGAAGGCGUGAUGAUUCAAUGCUUGGAUGCCACGAAGCUAGAAGUGCUGAGCGCCAUGAAGGACCACGCUACCGAGGCCAACAACUGGCAUAACGGCACAUACUCCUGCUUCAAAGACGACGUGUCCGAAAUGACGUCGCAGCUCGGAAAGAAGAUGGACGCCGUGAUGGAAGAAACCACCGAGUCCCUGCAACGGCUUCAAGACGACGUCAACCGGGAGACUUCGAGGUUAAUGAAAGUCGCCACCAAGACGCUAGAGUUCGCGUCCAGCGUUUCCAACUUCCAGGAGUGGGUGGUACGUGGCUGGGCCGCUCUCAAGGACAGGGCAACCACGCACGGCGAGGCCUGGUACCACGAGAAACCACUGUACUUCCACGGCUACCACUUGUCUCCCGGACUCCUCCUGGUCAGGAAAGACGGAGAAGAGGGAGUGCUCAAAGUUCACCUGGUAAUAGAACUCAAGGAAGGGACCAACGACGAAUACCUGGAGUGGCCGUUCCGCAGGUGUUGCAGGGUCACCUUCAUCCAUCCACGGGUGAGACCUCGGGCGCGGUCUCUGACGCUGAUGCCCGAACUGGAAGCGUUCGCCGACAGCCUGGUCAGGCCUAACGGAGAGACGACGCCGACCGGACCGGUCUACUCUGCGGGCAACUUCUGCCACGCCCACGACCUCGAGAAGGAGGGCUAUGUCAGCGCGGAUGAGAUCCGCGUCCGCUUCGAGCUCAUGUUCUGAGCGAUGAUGGACAGGUGACAGUCUGGGCGAAAGCUGUGCUUCCAAGAACCGCCCAUGACUGUGGCGAGCACGACCUGAAGCACAUCUCGAGUCGACACUUGUCAGCAAAACUCAAGAUAUACCGGACUGCUUCAAGCAGGUUCUUGGUGCAUUUCGGUUGUUUUAGUGGGCGCCAAAGCGCGCGAGACAAUCAAGUGCCGUACCUGCUUAUAAUCUUUGAGUGACCAGUAAAACUUAUCGGUACAUCCGAUUACGUACGCUA